AAAUUCCCAAUAAAAUAAUUGGUAAUUUUGACCCCCGGUGUAGAAUGGUUCGACUCCACUGAAUUCAAUCUUUUUGUUCAAAAAAUGUUAAAGAAAAUGUUCAAUAUUGUCUGUUUUUGUCUUUCCAGUUGCUGAUUAACUUCCUAAAUGUUGCAGAUUGUGUUUCUUCCUCUGUUCCAGUUUUGAUGGUCCUGUUCCUGAUCUGCGAGUCAUCAAGCAGCUUUCGUUUCAGAGUGGCGACGUUCCCGUCGUUUACGCCGCCGUGGAAACUUGAAAAAGUCUGUAUUUCUCCAUAUGUAGCUCACAAAGGUUUAAAAACUCCCGGAUGGAUGAAUCUCAGGGGUAGACGUCCCUGGGCAGCUGGAAGUCCUUGAAGGUGUAGAAGGAAGGUGAGUAAAUUUGUGUCGCGGUGCUAAAACACCGAUUUUCCGCAGCCACAGUGUGAGAGGAAGAAGAAUUGUCUUACUUUAUGAAACUGUUCAAGCAUUUUUAAUAAUUUUAGGAAUUUUGAGGGAGAGGCAGCGUUAGAUCUGAAUGUGUUUAACAGAAGUCAACAGCACUUUCUGACAUUAAAUCAUCUGAUACCAGAGGUAUUAUCUGUGCUGGUCAAAUUCAAAUUACACAUUUAUGAUGUCCAUCCUGUAUGAACGCUUUAAAAAAAAACACUUUGUAUUGCUUUGUUGCUGUAAAUGUGCUAUAUAAAUAAAAUCCUUUACCUUUAAACAAAGUGAACAGAUUUUCCCAAAUUCUAUUUUCAUUUCAACUUGUUGCAGUUUCUAACCAAGCAGCCAGACUUUCUGGUAAUCUCUCAAUUACCAGAAAGUAAGGUACUUCUUAUAAAGUAACUUGCAAGUACUGUAACACAACCCUUGGAUUCUGAUAGAGUAAUAUCAGUAAUAUGCUCUAUCAGACUCUAUCAGAAUCCAAAAGUUGUAUUCUGACAGAGUAACAUUAGAAAAUAAAGUAACUUUGUUCAUUUCAAAAGACUGACCUGUAAGUUCUGAGAAAGUAACCCAUAAUGUAUAAUAAAAUCUAAAAGGUAACCUGUAAAUUUCUCCCAAUUGGUUUGUAGAUUCUUGAAAAGUUACUGUUGAAGUUUCAAGAUGGUACAAACUGUUUUAUGUUUUGCAACCAAAAUUUUAAGUUAAGAUAUCAAAUAUCCUCACAGAAUAUUUAGCAAAUUUACAAGUUCUAGUUUUCAUUUGCUUUACAACCAUUUAAAACGUUAUGUGAACAGUAAUGUAAUAUAUAUCCAUUUAAUUAAAGUGCUCUACAGUUACAGGCAACUUAAGCUUCAUUAUCUGAAUAAAAACCUCCCACAUGGUGUCAAACUCAAAUGUUGACUUUUUCCUGCAGCUGCUGGAGAACAAUUGAAAUGCUUGAAGGGUUUAUUAUUUUGUUUUCCUGUAGAUGAGAUGAACAAACAGAAGAUGCAUUUAAAUGGUUCCCUAAAAGCCUCAUUUCCACGUUUUUGUUGUUGCGUUUAUUUAAGCAGCUUCCCGGUUUAUAAAGGUUCACUCGGAUUGAAAUGAACUGAAGGGAGGCAUGGCAGCUCUACGGAUUUUUCCUUUUGUGAUAUUUGCUGGUAAGUCUGUUACUUAAAAAAUGUUUUUGUAUUGCAAGUAGGAAUCAAGAGACAGAGUAUGUCUUGAGUUUGUGUUAGAUCUGGAUUUUGUUGUCUUGUUUGCAGCAGGUUUUUGCAGCAGUCUGUCUUCAGAUUGCACAUAUUAUGGUCUUCUGGAACACCUGAACCUGACAGCAUCAGAUACGGGUCUAGAAAUGAUCCGACCAGUGAAAAACUGGACCACCACCACCAAAGUGGACCUGGAGAUGGUGCUGUAUGGCAUUUUAGGGGUUGAUGAGAAGUGCCAAACUGUCACAGUUCACAUUUGGGUCACGAAGUAUUGGACGAAUGAAUUUCUAAGGUGGAAUCAAUCCGACUUCUGCGGGAUAAACGAAGUUUCUGUUCCCAAAGCAAAACUCUGGAUCCCGGAAAUAGUCAUUCAACAAGAUGCCUCUAAUGGCGACAGCAUCUAUGAAGGUCCUUGGGCCAUCGUGUAUCCCAACGGUUAUAUGUUCACCUUCUUCCGCCAGACGCUGACCUUCACCUGCCGCUUCAACCUCUACAAAUUCCCCUUUGAUUUGCAACGUUGCAACAUCACAUUUGUAUCCAUAGACACUGACGUGAACAGCUUGGUCCUCGGAUCAGCCAAAAACGACUCGGUUCUGAUGGUCACGUCCACGCAGUUCAUGAUCACUCAGGGAGAAUGGGGUCUGAAAGGCAUCGAAUUAGUCAGUGGUAACAUAACCAACGGGUGGAGAUAUCACAGCACACUUUCUUACAUCGUGACAUUGGAGAGAAAACCGUUUCUUUAUGUCAUAAACUUCCUCAUCCCGCUGGUGUAUUUACUGUUCCUGGAUUUGGCUUCUUUCUCCAUCUCUGUGGAUUCGGGUGAAAAGUUUGGCUUUAAAGUGACUGUGCUCCUGUCCAUCUCCGUCUUACUGCUGAUUCUGAAGGACAUUUUACCCUCGACAGAAGUAGACCUGCCGGUGAUUGCCAACCUCUGCGUCGCAGUGUUCACCUUGGUGUGGCUUAGUGUGCUUGAAUCCAUGCUGGUGAGCUUCCUACUUAACCUGGAUCCUUGUUGUGGUAAAGAAAGUAAGAUAAUUUACAUGAAAAAGGACAUCAAAGUUCAGAAAGAGGCCGAUGAAGAGAAUGGACAAGCUAAACCAGAGCAGAGUUUUUUCUCUCUGGGUAAACUCGGUGAUGUCGAGCUGCUGAAGCUGAUCCUGGAGGAAGUGAAGGCCGCUCGACAGGAAGCUGGCAGUCAGAAGAAGCCCAGAUGCUACCGAACGGUGGCCACAAUCAUUGAUAAUCUGUUCUUUGUUGGAUAUCUUUUGACUUUUGCUGCAUUUGUGGUGUAUAUAUAUGUUGGAUGGAUUGAUAUUUGAAUUUUUAUCUGGAUUUUCUACACAGUUUUUUCUGCAUACAAUGAUAUUUGCCAGUGGAUACUGCUAAGUCUGUUUUUUCCUUAAAUAUAUGCAUGAAUUUAAACAUCAGACGACAUUUUUCCUCAUACUUUUACAAG
This is a messenger RNA of Xiphophorus couchianus (Monterrey platyfish), 3089 nucleotides long. Its product is annotated as 5-hydroxytryptamine receptor 3A-like. The record is from RefSeq and is a predicted model, not a curated record. Lineage: Eukaryota; Metazoa; Chordata; Actinopteri; Cyprinodontiformes; Poeciliidae. Gene Ontology annotation, biological process: monoatomic ion transmembrane transport. The transcript is spliced from 8 exons. The coding region runs from base 1780 to 2952 and encodes 390 amino acids. Gene Ontology annotation, molecular function: transmembrane signaling receptor activity; extracellular ligand-gated monoatomic ion channel activity. Gene Ontology annotation, cellular component: membrane.